This is a messenger RNA of Melanotaenia boesemani (Boeseman's rainbowfish), 15657 nucleotides long. RefSeq names its product HECT and RLD domain containing E3 ubiquitin protein ligase family member 1 (gene herc1). Gene Ontology annotation, molecular function: ubiquitin-protein transferase activity; protein binding. The record is from RefSeq and is a predicted model, not a curated record. Lineage: Eukaryota; Metazoa; Chordata; Actinopteri; Atheriniformes; Melanotaeniidae.
GGGUGGCAUCAACAGUGAGAUGGCAGUAUUGGACACUGAAACCUGACAGACCCGCAGCGGGUUUGCAGCUCUUUGUCUCUAAGCCGCUGCUGACUUUUUAUUAUGAGCACAUCCAGCAGAAAUACUCAGAGAAACACGCAGCAGUUUUAACCAGGCAAGCAAAACGACAAAGAGACAAAUAGACGGGCGGUGAGACAGACAGACAGACAGACAGGCAGGCAGGCGGGUCUCAGCGUCACGGCCUGGGGCUCUGACUGAGAGGGGCUGGGACUGAGCGGACUCACUGCAGUGGAAGCUACGGGAGAGGCGGGCGGAGGCAUGGAAGUCCAUGCAUGCCGCUGUCUUCGUUCACACUGAUCGUAUCAAACACGGAGCUGCUGGUGUGGGUGAGAGAUGAAGCUCUGGUGGUUAGUUGUGUAAGCACAGAGCAGAAGAAGAAGAGGAGGAGGCCUUUUACCUUAACAGACUGAUGGCUCCAGAGUGACAUGCCAUGGCUUUAAUGAUCCCUCCGGUGAAACUCAAAUGGCUGGAGCACCUGAACAGCUCAUGGAUCACAGAGGACAGCGAGUCCAUCGCCACACGGGAGGGGGUGUCGGUGCUGUACUCUAAGCUGCUGGCCAACAAAGAGGUGGUGCUGCUCCCCCAGCAGGUGCUGUGUCUGAAGGGCCCCCAGCUGCCCGACUUCGAGCGCGAGUCCCUCUCCAGCGAUGAGCAGGAGCACUAUCUGGACGCGCUGCUCAGCAGCCAGCUGGCCUUGGCCAAGAUGGUCUGCUCCGACUCUCCGUUCGCGGCUGCCCUGCGGAAGCGUGUCCUGGUGCUCCAGCGCAUCUUCUACGCCCUCUCCAACAAGUACCACGACAAGGGGAAGGUGAAGCAGCAGCAGCACUCUCCAGAGAACAACUCGGGCUCGGCUGACCUCCAUUCUGUCAGCGAGCGUCCGCGCUCCAGCACCGACGCCCUCAUCGAGAUGGGUGUUCGCACCGGCCUCAGCCUUCUGUUUGCUCUGCUACGCCAGAGCUGGAUGAUGCCCCCUCCGCCCAGUCCCGGUGGAGGUCCUGGGGGCAGCAUAAAUUUAUGUAAUGAUGUCAUCCACACGGCCAUCGACGUGGUGAACUCCCUGCCGCCCCUCUCUCUGGCCAACGAGAGCAAGAUCCCGCCGAUGGGUCUGGACUGCCUGGCCCAGGUCACCACCUUCCUGAAGGGCGUGACCAUGCCGAACUCAGGGGCAGAUAUUUUAGGGCGUCGGCUGGCCUCGGAGUUGCUUUUGGGGCUGGCUUCUCAGAGGGGCUCCCUGCGCUACCUGCUGGAGUGGAUCGAGAUGGCCCUGGCUGCAUCAGCUGUGGUCAGCACCAUGGAGCAGAACAAGGUGCUGCAGAGCCAAGAGGGUCUCAUCGGCUAUGAUUGUUUCAUGAACAUCCUCAUGCAGAUGAGGCGCUCUUUGGGCUCCUCAGCAGAUCGUAGCCAGUGGCGAGAACCCACGCGGACCUCCGACGGCCUGUGCUCCCUAUACGAGGCAGCGCUCUGUCUGUUUGAGGAGGUGUGUCGGAUGGCUUCGGACUACUCUCGCACCUGCGUGAGUCCGGACAGCAUUCAGACCGGCGAGGCGCCGGUGGUGUCGGAAACCUGCGAGGUUUACGUGUGGGGCAGCAACAGCAGCCACCAGCUGGUGGAGGGAACCCAGGAGAAGAUCCUGCAGCCCAAACUGGCCACCAGCUUCGCCGACGCACAGACGAUUGAGGCGGGUCAGUACUGCACGUUCGUCAUCUCCUCAGACGGGUCGGUCCGGGCCUGCGGGAAGGGCAGCUACGGCCGCUUGGGCCUCGGCGACUCCAACAACCAGUCCACGCUCAAGAAGCUGACCUUUGAACCCCACCGAGCCAUCAAGAAGGUGUCAUCAUCCAAAGGCUCAGACGGCCACACGCUGGCCUUCACCACCGAGGGAGAGGUGUUCAGCUGGGGGGACGGCGACUACGGCAAACUGGGUCACGGGAACAGCUCCACGCAGAAAUACCCCAAACUCAUCCAGGGGCCGCUGCAGGGGAAGGUGGUGGUUUGCGUGUCUGCUGGCUACAGACACAGUGCUGCAGUCAGCGAGGACGGAGAGCUCUACACCUGGGGGGAAGGAGAUUUUGGACGAUUAGGUCAUGGUGACAGCAACAGCCGCAACAUUCCCACCCUGGUCAAAGACAUCAGUAAUGUUGGAGAGGUGUCAUGCGGAAGCUCCCACACCAUUGCUCUGUCCAAGGAUGGACGCACGGUUUGGUCCUUCGGAGGAGGGGACAACGGAAAACUGGGUCACGGUGAUACUAAUCGAGUCUACAAGCCCAAAGUGGUGGAAGCCCUGCAGGGGAUGUUCAUCAGGAAGGUGUGCGCUGGAAGCCAGUCGUCUCUGGCCCUAACCUCCACCGGACAGGUGUACGCCUGGGGAUGCGGGGCCUGCCUGGGCUGUGGUUCCUCUGAGGCCACGGCGCUCAGACCCAAACUGAUCGAGGAACUGGCUACCACCAGAGUGGUGGACAUCUCUAUUGGGGAUAGCCACUGCCUGGCCCUGUCGCACGAUAAUGAAGUAUACGCAUGGGGGAACAACUCAAUGGGCCAGUGUGGCCAGGGCAACUCCACAGGACCCAUCACCAAACCAAAGAAGGUGGUUGGCCUGGACGGAGUGGCUAUUCAGCAGAUCUCAGCAGGAACUUCCCACAGCCUGGCCUGGACGGCUCUGCCCAGAGACAGGCAGGUGGUGGCCUGGCAUCGGCCUUACUGCGUGGACCUUGAAGAAAGCACCUUCUCUCACCUGCGCUCCUUUCUGGAGCGUUACUGUGACGGCAUCAACAGCGAGGUUCCUCCUUUGCCCUUCCCCUCAUCCAAGGAGCACCACAACUUUCUCAAGCUGUGCCUUCGACUGUUGUCCAAUCACCUGGCUCUGGCUCUGGCGGGGGGCGUGGCCACCAGCAUUUUGGGUGGGCAGGCCAGGCCCCUGAGGAACCUGCUGUUCAGGCUGAUGGAUUCGUCUGUGCCGGAUGAGAUUCAGGAGGCAGUGAUUGAGACUCUGUCUGUGGGGGCGACCAUGCUGCUGCCUCCACUGAGGGAGAGGAUGGAGCUGCUUCACUCCCUGCUGCCUCAGGGCCCCGACAGAUGGGAGAGUCUCUCCAAAGGACAGAGGAUGCAGCUGGACAUCAUCCUGACCAGCCUCCAGGACCACACACAUGUAGCCUCUCUCCUGGGUUACAGCUCUCCCGCUGACGGCCCUGAGGUUCUUUCCUCCGGUCCAACCUUCACAGCGUCCCCCGACCCCACCUACAGCACCACGGGUGGCCACCCUGACACCCACCUGGCUGAGAUCCUCAUGAAGACGCUGCUCAGAAAUCUGGGUUUCUAUACAGAUCAGGCUUUUGGAGAGCUGGAGAAGAACAGCGAUAAGAUCCAGCAGGGCACGUCGUCAUCCGACAGCAGCCAGCCGGCUCACCUCCACCAGCUGCUGUGCUCGCUGCAGAAGCAGCUGCUCGCGUACUGCCACAUCAACGCCGUCACCGAGAACUCGAGCAGCGUGGCGCUGCUUCACAAACACCUGCAGCUGCUGCUUCCUCACGCCACCGACAUCUUCUCCCGCUCUGCUGCUCUGAUCAAGGAAAGCUCCUGGAACGGGAGCAUUCGAGAGAAGCUGCAAGAUGUGAUCUACGUGUCUGCAGCAGGCAGCAUGCUGUGCCAGAUAAUCAACGCGCUGCUGCUGCUUCCUGUGUCGGUGGCGAGGCCUCUGCUGAGCCACCUGCUGGACCUGCUGCCCCCUCUGGACCGCCUCAACAGGCUGCUGCCGGCCGCCUCCCCUCUGGAGGACCAGGAGUUGCAGUGGCCUCUGCACGGAAUGUCAGACUUUGCCGAGCCUGCCUCAGGAAUGUCGCUGCCACCGUUGGCGUUGUCCUGGGUGUGGCUCGUGGACCUGGAGAGGACCGUGGCUCUGCUGGUGGGCCGUUGCCUCGGUGGGAUGCUGCAGGGAGCUCCGACCUCGCUGGAGGAACAAGAUACCGCUUACUGGCUCAAAACGCCCCUCUUCAGCAACGGGCUGGAGAUGGACAUCCCUCAGCUAGACUGCUGCAUCAGCUCGUUACUGGAGGCGGCGCUGUCCGGGAAUGAAGAGCAGAAACCCUUUGACUGCACUCUGCGGUCUGACCUCAGCGUCUUGGUGGAUUUGGCCCUGGGUUCCUCUAAAGAACCAGCCAACAGCCUCUGGAUCAACAUGCAGGACUACGCUAUCAGCAAAGACUGGGACAACGCGUCCCUCAGUAACGAGUCCCUGUUAGACACCGUGUCCAGGUUUGUGUUGGCGGCCUUGCUGAAGCACACGGGGCUGCUGGGCCAAGCCUGCGGAGAGGGAAGGUACCAGCCCUCCAAGAACCUGGCAGAAGUCUACCGCAGCGUCUAUAAAGUCCGGAACCGCCUACUGGCCUGUAAGAACAUGGAUUUCAUCCAGACCAGGUCUUCCUCACGCGAGCGGAGGAUUUCAGACAACCAGGACUCUCUGGACAUGGACCCUCAGGAGCAUUCGUUCACUCGUACCAUCGACGAGGAGGCGGAGCUAGAAGAGAGAGCCGACCGCGAGAGAGAGGAGGGCCACCAGGAGCAAGACGAGGAAGAGGAGGACAGGGAGCAUGAAGUAAUGACGGCUGGAAAAAUCUUUCAAUGUUUCCUCUCAGCGCGGGAGGUGGCUCGCAGUCGGGACAGGGAGCGGGCCAGCAGCAGUACCGGUCUGGGUUCUGGAUCGGUCUCCAGGAGCGGAGGAGGAGGCGUGGAGGAGGACGCCGUUCUGUCUCAGGAAGGGAGGAGAGGCAGCGGGAGUCUCACAGAGGGCCAGGACCUGUACACGGCAGCCUGCAACUCCGUCAUCCACCGCUGUGCCCUGCUGGUGCUCGGUGUGAGCCCCGUGUUGGGCGAGCUGACCAAGCAGAACCAGGAGGAGGGCCAGACUCAGUCUGCAACGGGAACGCAGGAGUGUCUGAGCUACAUGACCAGGAGUGAGAGUCUGAGCGCAGAGAGCCGGUCGGUCCAGAGCAGCCCGAGUUACAGGCUGAUGAAGUCCAGGAGUGAGUCGGAUCUCUCGCAGCCAGAGUCGGACGAAGAGGGAUACAACCUGACCGGAAGGAGGAACGUGGACCUGGACUUGGCGUUCUCUCAGAGGAAAAGAGGUCUUCUUCACAGCUCACCGGACUUCCUGGCGGACUCCUGGUUCCGGGCCAAACUGAGCCGCCAGCGGAGCUACAGCUCUGCGCACUCCUACGAAGAGUCUGAUGUGGACCUGAGCCGCUCGCUGGGAAUCCACGCGCUCAUCGACAACAUGGUGAGCUUCAUCAGCGGUGACGUGGGCCUGGCUCCAGCCUUCAAGGAGCCGGAGGAGAGCAUGUCCACCAGCCCGCAGGCCACCAUCCUGGCUAUGGAGCAGCAGCAGAACAGAGCCGAGCUGCGCUUGGAGGCUCUCCACCAGAUCGUGGUGCUGAUCUCAGGCAUGGAGGAGAAAGGCAGCCAGCCCGGGAGCACCGACCGGUCCAGCAGCACCUUCCAGUCCUCCUCCCUGCUCACCUCCGUCAGGCUGCAGUUCCUGGCCGGAUGUUUUGGCCUCGGCACCGUUGGCACCGGAGGGUUGAAGAGGGAGAACGUUCAGCUUCAUCACUACCAGGAUGGAGUCAAAGCAGCGAAGAGAAGCCUCCAGAUGGAGAUCCAGACGGCCGUCCAUAAAAUCUACCAGCAGCUGUCGGUCACUCUGGAGCGAGCGUUGCAGGCCAACAAACACCACAUUGAAGCUCAGCAGCGCCUCCUGCUGGUGACGGUGUUUGCUCUGAGUGUUCGUUACCAGCCGGUGGACGUCUCUCUCGCCAUCUCCAGCGGCCUGCUGAACGUUCUGUCUCAGCUCUGUGGGACAGAGACUAUGCUGGGACAGCCCCUCCAGCUGCUGCAGAAACCUGGAGUGUCCCAGCUCAGCACCGCCCUGAAGGUGGCCUCCACCCGCCUGCUGCAGAUUCUGGCCAUCAGCACUGGGACGUAUGCAGACAAGUUGAGUCCUAAGGUGGUCCAGUCCCUGCUGGACCUGCUCUGCAGUCAGCUGAAGAACCUUCUGUCUCAGGCAGGAGUGAACCUUCUGUCCACUGGGAAAGACCAGGAGGACACCAAACAGGAGGAGAGUUCAGAGUCUGAGAAGAAAGACUUCAGAGCUUUGAUCCGAAAGCAGCACACGGCAGAGCUGCAUCUCGGAGACUUCCUGGUCUUCCUCAGGAGGGUGGUUUCCUCCAAGGCUAUCCAGUCCAAGAUGGCGUCACCUAAAUGGACUGAGGUGCUGCUUAACAUUGCCGCUCAGAAAUGUUGCACAGGCGUCCCUCUGGUGGGAAAUUUGAGGACACGGCUUCUCGCGCUUCAUGUUUUGGAGGCGGUCCUGCCCGCCUGUGAGGCCAACAUGGAGGACGACCAGGUGACGCAGGUGGUGGAGCGGCUGUUCUCUUUGCUGUCUGACUGCAUGUGGGAAGCUCCCAUCGCUCAGGCCAAACACGCCAUCCAGAUUAAGGAAAAAGUCCAGGAACUCAAACUACAGGGGGAGGCGGAGGAAGAGGACGAGAACCUUCCCAUUCAGGAAGUGUCCUUUGACCCGGAGAAGGCUCAGUGCUGCGUGGUGGAGAACGGUCAGGGGCUGACUCACGGCAGCGGGGGGAAAGGCUACGGCCUGGCCUCCACCGGCAUCUCCUCCGGAUGCUACCAGUGGAAGUUCUACAUCGUGAAGGAGAACCGAGGCAAUGAGGGGACGUGUGUGGGCGUCUCGCGGUGGCCCGUUCACGACUUCAACCACCGCACCACCUCGGACAUGUGGCUGUACCGCGCGUACAGCGGGAACCUUUACCACAACGGGGAGCAGACGCUGACGCUGAGCAGCUUCACGCAGGGAGACUUCAUCACCUGCGUCCUGGACAUGGAGGCCAGGACCGUGUCCUUCGGCAAGAACGGGGAGGAGCCAAAGUUGGCGUUCGAGGACGUGGACGCCACGGAGCUGUAUCCCUGCGUGAUGUUCUACAGCAGUAACCCUGGAGAGAAGGUGAAGAUCUGCGAUAUGCAGAUGAGAGGAACGCCACGAGACCUGUUGCCCGGCGACCCGGUCUGCAGCCCGAUGGCGACCGUGCUGGCCGAGGCCACCACGCAGCUGAUCCGCAUACUUCACCGCACCGACCACUGGACCCACCGCAUCAACAAGACCAUGAUCGAGCGGCUCUACAAGAUCAAGCCCUGCUUCCGAGAGUCCGCCGGCGCCUCCGGUGGCGCCGCUGGUCAGAGGCUGAAAAAGAGCCGCUCGGUCCAGAGCCGCGAGGAGCACGACGCUCAGAGAGAGAGCCAGGAAACCCCCGCCAGGACAGAGGAGGAGAAGGGCCGCCACGGACGCCAGCACGGGCUGGGCGAGCUGUCGGAGCACAACCUGAGGACUCUGUGCACGGAUGUGUGGCCAGUCCUAGCGGUGAUCGGAGGGGCGGACGCCGGGCUGCGCGUGGGGGGCAGAUGUGUGCACAAACAAACAGGACGGCACGCCACGCUGCUGGGCGUGGUGAAGGAGGGCAGCACGUCGGCCAAGGUCCAGUGGGACGAAGCUGAGAUCACCAUCAGCUUCCCAACUUUCUGGUCGCCUAGUGACACUCCGCUGUACAACCUGGAGCCCUGCGAGCCGCUGCCGUUCGACGUGGGACGUUUCCGCGGCCUCACCGCCUCGUUGCUGUUGGACCUCACCUACCUGACCAGCAUCCACGAGGAGACGGCAGCAAAGCUUAGCGCACGGCGCCACGAGAAGAAGCAUCGCAGCACACCCUCAACCGGACACGAGCCCACCGGCGGGGAGGAGAAGGCGGACGGCGAGGGACACAACCGUAACGAGCAGAAAGAUAACAGCGGAGGCUCGUCUGGAGCAGCGUCGGCUGCCUCAGACCUCAGAGUAUCUCACAGCCUGGACGAGGUGAAAGCGCACGUGGCGCCCAACUCGAAGUCUGAGAGCGAGAUCUCGUCUGUGGCCGGUGGAGGCGGGAGCGAAGCUCUCUUCUCUGCAGCUGCUGCUGCUCCUGCUGCUGCUGAGGGGAGCAGGAAGAAAGGACACGAGCACGCCUCCCGAGGUCACGAAGCUUCCUCCAUCGCCACUCAGUCGGAGAUCCACGCCGUGCAGCUGUCCUACCUCUACCUGGGAGCCAUGAAGACCCUCGGCGCUCUGCUCAGCUGCAGCAAGUAUGCAGAGCUGCUCCUCAUCCCAAAGGUGUUACCAGAGACGGCACCCAGCGGCCACAACGCCGACCUGAACGCUGGCUCCAACGGCGGCGCUGUGGCCUCCUCGCCGGUGUGUCAGGAGGAAGUGGAGAUGAGGGCCGCGCUGCAGUUUCUGAUGCGCCACAUGGUGAAGCGGGCAGUGAUGCGGUCGCCCAUCAAGCGAGCGCUGGGCCUGGCGGACCUGGAGAGGGCCCAGGCCAUGAUCUACAAGCUGGUGGUUAACGGGCUGCAGGAGGAGCCCAGCGGGGGGAAGACGAGGCCCGGGGUGAGGACUGAGCCUGAAGGAGAGGGGGAGGGCACAGAGGGGGAGCAGCUGGCUCAGACCCCCAUUACCACGAGCCCGUCUGCCUCCAGCACCACCUCCUUCAUGAGCUCCUCGCUGGAGGACACCACCACCGCCACCACGCCGGUCACUGACACCGAGACGGUCCCCGCCUCAGAGUCUCCGGGCGUCAUGCCUCUCAGCCUCCUCAGGCAAAUGUUCUCCAGCUACCCCACCACCACCCUGGUUCCAACACGCCGAGCCCAGACUCCCCCCGUGUCGUCCCUACCCACCUCUCCCUCAGAUGAGGUGGGCCGCCGGCAGAGCCUGACCUCCCCAGACUCCCAGCCAACCAGACCGCAGAACCGGGCCGCUCUGUCGGACCCCAGCAGCAGACUCUCCAUCCCCCCCCCACCAGCCAUCGCUGUGCCCCUGCUGGAAAUGGGCUUCUCCCUGAGGCAGAUCACCAAAGCCCUGGAAGCCACAGGGGCUCGAGGAGAGGCCGACGCUCAGAACAUCACCGUACUGGCCAUGUGGAUGAUUGAACAUCCGGGCACGGAGGACGAGCGCGAUGAGGCUCAUGCCAGGACCGGCGAUGGGUCCGAGUCCUGUUCAGGCGCCACAGCUGGAGGUAAAUCUCUGGACCGCAGCUCAUACCUGUGCUCUCCCGGAGACAUCGCCAGUGCAGAUGCUGAGAUGGAGGAGGGCUUCAGCGAGAGUCCUGAAGGUCUGGAACAAGACAGCGUGUCGGCCUCAGCGGCGCCCCCCCUCAGAGGCCGAUCCACAGCCGGCAGGAAACACCGCUUUGACCUGGCUGCACGCACGCUGUUGGCUCGCGCUGCCGGACUGUACCGCUCAGUGCAGGCCCACCACAGCCAGUCACGGCGAGAGGUCUCCUCCCUCCAGCAACAACAAGACCCGGGCGCCUUGUAUGACUUCAACCUGGACGAGGAGCUGGAGAUGGACUUGGACGAAGAGACCAUGGAGGCCAUGUUUGGCCAGGACCUCGCCAGUGACACCGACAUUUUGGGAAUGUGGAUCCCGGAGGUACUGGACUGGCCAACAUGGCAUGUGUGUGAGGCCGACGAUCGAGACGACGUGGUGGUGUGUGAGCUCUGUGAGGCCAAUGUGGCCAACUUCAACCAACACAUGAAGAAGAGCCACCCGGGCUGCGGGCGCAGCGUCCAACCGGCAGGGUACCGUAGCAACGGCUCCUACGUGGAUGGCUGGUUCGGAGGGGAGUGCGGCAGCGGCAACCCGUACUACCUGCUGUGUGGAGGCUGCAGAGAGAAGUAUUGGCUAUCCAAAAGCAAAGCCAAAGUUCCCGUCGUGGAGAGGUACAAAGGCCAAGCUCCGGACCUCCUGGGGAAGCAAGACAGUGUUUACGAAGAGGACUGGGACAUGCUGGACGUCGACGAAGACGAGAAGCUGACGGGUGAGGAGGAGUUUGAGCUCCUGGCCGGUCCAUUGGGUCUGAGCGAGCGCAGGAUCAUCCCCGAACCUGUCCAGUCCCCGACAGCUGACCCGCUGGGAGCUUCUGUUUGCCAUGGUGACAGCCACCAACAGCAGGAGGAGACCCUGUUGCAGAUAGGGUGCCAGACCUCGGUGGAUAAGAGUUCGUCGGGUCGGGUGACCCUCGGAGAGCAGGCGGCAGCUGCAGAACCUCAUGACCGGGUGAUGGCGCUCAGGAGGGUGACAGCUGCAGCCAGGUGCUGUCGUGGCCAGAACUUGGUGAUGAGAGCGCUGUCGCUGCUGUCCGUCAGCGGGUCGAGCUGCAGCCUUGCAGCAGGUCUUGAGUCUCUCGGUUUGACCGACAUCAGGACUCUGGUCCGGCUGAUGUGCCUGGCGGCGGCAGGUCGGGCUGGUCUCUCCACCAGUCCUGUAGCUGGAUCGGGUCACGCAGAAAGACCCCGCGGGGCUACCAAGGCCAGCAAACCCAUCUCCUGCCUGGCUUACCUGAGCACAGCUGUGGGCUGCCUGGCCUCCAAUAGUCCCAACGCUGCCAAGCUGCUGGUGCAGCUCUGCACACAGAACCUGAUCUCUGCGGCGACGGGCAUGAACCUGACCACCGUGGACGACCCCAUCCAGAGGAAGUUCCUGCCCAGCUUCCUGCGCAGCGUUGCCGAGGAGAACAAGCUCGUCACUUCGCCCAACUUCGUGGUGACGCAGGCUCUAGUGGCGCUGCUGGCCGAUAAGGGCGCCAGGCUGAGACCCGCGUACGACAAAGCCGACGUGGAGAAAAGAGGCCCUCUGGAGCUGGCUAACGCUCUGGCGGCCUGCUGCCUGUCGUCCAGGCUCUCCUCGCAGCACCGCCAGUGGGCAGCGCAGCAGCUGGUCCGCACGCUCGCGGCCCACGACCGCGACAACAACCAGAGCCGACCGCAGACCUUUGCUGACAUGGCGGGGGACCUGCGGAAGUGCUCCCUCAUCAAGCUCGAAGCCCACCAGAGCCGGGUCAUCACAUGUGGGUGGUGCAGUAAGAAAGGCCUGCUGGCUACCAGCGGGAACGACGGGACGGUCCGGGUCUGGAACGUGACCAAGAGCCAGUACACCCUGCAGCAGACCUGCGUCUUCAACAAGGAUGACGGCUCUUCAGAGGAGGGGAUGUCCGGUUUGGGCUCCCCCAGUGAUCCUUGCUUGUCUCCUCUGGCUUGGAGUGUAACUGGGAAAUACCUGGCCUCUGCCAUGGAGAAGAUGGUCAACAUCUGGCAAGUUAACGGUGGUAAAGGCCUUCUGGACGUGCAGCCUCACUGGGUGUCGGCGCUGGCGUGGCCUGAGGAGGAGGCGGAGUCUUUGUGGUGCGGGGAGCCCAAAGACAUGCUGCUGGUGGGGCGAAUGGACGGGUCGCUGGGCCUCAUCGAGGUGUUGGACACGUCCAGCAUGUUUCGCACCGAGCUGGAGCACUGCUACAGGAAGGAUGUGGCUGUGAUGAACAUCGCCUGGUACAGCGAAGACAAACCUUUCGCUGUCGGCUAUGCAGACGGGAAGCUGCUGAUCGGCUCCAAAGAGCCGUUAGAAAAGGGAGCCAUCGUGGUCAUCGAUGCACACAAGGAGUCGAUCAGCAGUAUGAAGUGGAGUCCGACCGGUCACAUCCUGCUCACCUGUGCCAAAGAGGAGACGGUAAAGCUGUGGGCCAGCCCGGACUCCCGUUCGGGUUCAGGUUCUGGUUCCGGCUGGCGCUGCCUGCAGAGUCUGCGACAUCCUUCCCUGGUUAACGGCGGGGCGUGGUGCAGCCUGCCCGGACAUGGCCCGAAGCCGCUCAGCAUGCUCGCCAUAUGUUGUCAGAACGGCCUGGUCUCCGUCUGGACUCUUCUCAGAACAUCUCCAGCUUCCCAGAAUCCUCCUCCUCAGACGGCAUGGUGGGAGAGCGACUCAAACCUAAAUCCUCGCCGUGACGGAGGACAGAGCGGUGUGUGUGUUUUCCAGCUGAAGGGACACAUAACGCCGGUCAGGACGCUGGCUUUCAGUCCAGAUGGUCUGGCUCUGGCAUCCGGAGGGGUGGGAGGUCUGAUGAACUGGGCGCUGCGGGACGGCUCAGUGCUGCAGACCGUGGUCGCUGGUUCUGGAGCGAUCCAGAACACAGUCUGGAUCCCAGAUGUGGGCAUUGCCGUCUGCUCCAACAGGUCGAAGGAUGUUCUGGUGGUGAAUUGUUAAGACUUCAUGGCGUCCAACCACGUGCUGGCCACCUGCCGCACAGCGCUGAAGAAGCAGGGCGUGGUCGGGCUCAACAUGGCGCCCUGCAUGAGGGCCCUUCCUGGAAGCGGCUUGCCGGUGAUGCUGCAGGAGCAGUACGCCUACGAGAAGCCUCACGUGGUCUGUGGCGAGCAGCUCGUCCACAGCCCCUACAUGCAGUGUCUGGCCUCCCUGGCCGUGGGUCUCCAUCUGGACCAGCUCCUGUGCCGGCCCCCGGUGCCGCCCCACUUCCGACACUGCCCCCUGAGUCCGGCACCUGCCGUCUGGAGCGCCAGCGAGUGGGCUUGGCUCGACUGCUUCUCCACAACCGUCAAGGCAGCCGAGUCCCUCGCUCGUGGCGCCACCUUCCCAGACUCCUUCUGCGUCCCGGACCUGGAGCUUCCCAAAGAUGAAAUGGUUCUGCUGAUGGACAACAGCAAGUGGGCCUCUGGAAUGUAUGAACAGAUCAUGUCCUGGGCCACCUCCAGACCUGAGGACUGGCACCUGGGGGGGAAGUGUGACGUCUUCCUGUGGGGGGCGGGGCGGCACGGCCAGCUGGCCGAGGCGGGUCGACAAAUCCUGGUUCCAACAACCGCUCCGUCGUUCUCUCAGGCUCAGCAGGUGGUCUGCGGCCAGAACUGCACCUUUGUGAUCCAGCCCAACGGGACGGUUCUGGCCUGUGGUGAGGGAAGCUACGGCCGUCUGGGUCAGGGAAACUCGGACGACCUCCACGUCCUCACCAUCAUCUCCGCUCUUCAAGGUUUCGUGGUGACCCAUAUGGUGACAUCGUGCGGCAGCGACGGCCACUCCAUGGCUCUGACGGAGAGUGGCGAGGUGUUCAGCUGGGGCGACGGAGACUACGGGAAGCUGGGCCACGGAACAGCGACCGGCAGCGUCGCCGCACCGCGGCAGAUCGAGGCUCUGCAGGGGGAGGAGGUGGUCCAGAUGUCCUGCGGAUUCAAACACUCGGCGGUCGUCACCGCAGAUGGGAAGCUUUUCACCUUUGGGAACGGUGAUUAUGGCCGACUGGGGCUGGGAAACACCUCCAACAAGAAGCUGCCGGAGAAGGUCGCGGCUCUAGAGGGGUACCAAGUGGGACAGGUCGCCUGCGGUCUGAACCACACUCUGGUCGUCUCUGCCGACGGGAUGAUGGUCUGGCCUUCGGAGACGGGAGACUACGGGAAAACGGGGACUUGGCAAUUCCACGGCAAGUCCUCCCCUCAGAAAGUGGACGUCCUGUGUGGGAUAGGCAUCAAGAAGGUGGCCUGUGGAACCCAGUUCUCCGUAGCGUUGACCAAAGACGAAGUUUUCACAUUCGGACAGGAUCGUCUGAUCGGCCUGCCAGAGGGUCGAGCCCGGAACCACAACCGGCCCCAGCAGGUCCCAGCUCUGUCGGGGGUCCACGUCCAGGACGUCGCCGGCGGAGCGGAACACUCUCUGGUUCUGUCCUCCACCGGAGACGUUUACGCCUGGGGGAGCAACUCAGAGGGACAGCUGGGUUUGGGUCACACCAACCACGUCAGGGAACCCACGGCUGUGUCGGUGCUGCAGGGCAAGAACGUCCACCAGAUCGCCGGACGCUGCCACAGCGCCGCCUGGACGGCUCCGUGUGUGCCGCCUCGAGCUCCAGGCUCGUCGGUCCCGCUCCAGCUGGGUCUGCCGGUGGCGGUUCCGCCUCAGUACGGCGGGCUGAAGGAGGUGAGCAUGGAGGCGGUGAGGGCCCGUCUGCGCCUCCUCUACACUCUUUCCGACCUCAUGUACUCCUCCUGGAGGUUGCUGAACCUCAGUCCCAACCACCAGAAUUCAGGAGCUGCACACUCCCACUACAAUGCCGGGACCUGGGGGAUCGUCCAGGGCCAGCUGAGGCCCCUGUUGGCUCCCAGAGUCUACACUCUGCCCAUGGUGCGCUCCAUCGGGAAGACCAUGGUGCAGGCAAGAAACUACGGACCCCAGAUGGCAUCCGUCAAACGGAUCUCCACACGCGGCCGGAAGUGUAAACCAUCUUCGUCCAGAUCAGCCCGGCAGGUGGUGAAGCUCAACGCCUGGACCUGCGGCCUGCCGUCCAGAGCCUGGAAGGAACUGGUGGGGGAGGGGGCGGACGAUGCGGGGGGGGUGUUUGACGACACCAUCACAGAGAUGUGUCAGGAGUUGGAGACGGGGGUGGUGGACCUGCUCAUCCCGUCCCCCAACGCCACCGCAGAGGUCGGCUACAACAGGGACAGAUUCCUCUUCAACCCAUCCUCCUGCCUGGAUGAGCACAUGCUCCAGUUCAAGUUUCUGGGCAUCCUGAUGGGAGUGGCCAUCCGCACCAAGAACCGGACCUCCAUCUGGACCCCGCUGGUCUGGAAACAGCUGUGCUGCAUCCCGCUGCUGCUGGAGGACCUGGAGGAGGUGGACCUCCUCUACGUCCAGACACUCAAAAGCAUUCUUCACAUUGAAGACAGCAUAACCGAGGAUAAUUUCCAUGAGAUGAUUCCUCUGGAUUCGUUCGUCGGGCAGAGCGCCGACGAGAUGGUGCCCAUCAUCCCGGGAGGAAACAGCAUCCCUCUGAUCUCCAACAGGAAGGAGUGUGAGCGAGCCAUCGAGUACAGGCUGCACGAGAUCGACCGGCAGGUGGCGGCGGUGCGUGAGGGCAUGUCGUGGAUCGUCCUGGUGCCGCUGCUGUCUCUGCUGACGGCCAAGCAGCUGGAGCAGAUGGUGUGCGGCAUGCCGGAGAUCUGCUGCGACGUCCUAAAGAAGGUGGUUCGAUACCGGGAGGUGGACGAGCAGCACGCCCUGGUCCAGUGGUUCUGGCAGACCCUGGAGGAGUUCUCCAACGAGGAGCGCGUCCUCUUCAUGCGCUUCGUCUCCGGACGCUCCCGGCGCCCGCCCAACACGGCCGACAUCUCCCAGAGGUUCCAGAUCAUGAAGGUGGGACCGGGUGAGUGACCGCCCUACGACAGCCUGCCCACCUCCCAGACCUGCUUCUUCCAGCUGCGGCUGCCGCCUUACUCCAGCCAGGCCGUCAUGGCCGAGCGGCUGCGCUACGCCAUCAACAACUGCCGCUCCAUCGACAUGGACAACUACAUGCUGUCCCGCAAUGUGGACAACGCCGAGGGCUCGGACACGGACUACUGAGGACGGGUUCCCGGACCAACCGGAGCCGCCGCGUUUUGCAUCAUUUUAUGUCCUCAGCCGACACAAAGCUUCAAUUCUCCGUGUGUUUUUUAGUUUUUAACGACAUGAAAAUCCAGAAAGUGCAUUUAGUUUUUUUACUCCACAUCCUGUUUGUCAGGGUUUCUGCAUGGAGCCACCUUCUGUUGGAGGCGUGUAUAGAUUAUUCCAGAAGGAGGAGACUGUACAUUGUGUAAAAAUGCUUCAUUAGGAAAAUGUUUUGCAUUAUUUCCAUAUUAUUGUUUCCAUGGCGACUUUCCAAAGCAUCAACAAAACAACAAUAAAUGCUGCAGAACUGA